GGGUGCGCGCGCAGAGAGCCUGCGUAGUCCCCUACACUUCACUGGUUCACGUUCAUCAGCCGUGUUUUUAUCGCGGGGCAUCUGACUGGCCGGCCGACUGAGAGGCGCACCAUGAACCUGCAGGAGCCGCUCGCCGCGGGGGGACCAUGCUCAUCAUGAGUCGCUCGCCGGGCAGCAGGACUUGAGACCUGCGAUUUAUCUGAAAUUGUCCCUCAUAGUACAACCCAGAAUUUCCUCCACUUCUGUCACCUGGAAUUGCUUCAACACUAGAACUAAUCAUGCUGUGGAAAACGGGACUGAUUUUUCUGUGCUGGGGCUUGACGUCCGGGGAACUCCAGGACAGGCAGUCCGGUGCUACUCCAGCGCAGAGAACUUUGGAUUUCGGCUUCGUCCCCUCCGGAGUUUACGAUACCGUCGCCUAUUACGAGCCUGGGGCCAUUGGGAUUUUAUUUAACAUGAUGCACGCUUUCCUUUAUGUGGUUCAGCCAAACCCGUUUCCUGAAGAUCUCGUCAUUAGAGUGGCAAAGGAUAAAUUCGGAGCCAUACAAUCCGAGUACCAGAAGCCAGAAAACAUUGUUCUGACGCUACAGGUGAUUUAUUAUGAGAUUGGUUUUGUGGUGUGCACGGCACUGGGCCUGCUGUUCACCGUGCUGCUGCCGUUGGUGGGGCUUCUCUUUUGUUUGUGCCGCUGCUGUGAUAACUGUGGAGGAGAAAUGCACCAGAGACAGCGGAAGAACGCGGACUGCCUUAGAGGAUUGCUGACCACACUGUUACUCACCACCACCUUCAUUAUCACGGCAGGGGUCCUUUGUGCAUAUGCAGCCAAUCAGAACCUGAGUUCCCAGCUGAAGAGCAUGAGGAGGCUGGUGAAGAGUAACCUGAAAGACCUGCACACUUUCGCCAAUCAGACCCCUGCACAAAUUGAUUACCUGAUCUCUCAGUAUGGCACAGUGAAGCACCAUGUGCUGUAUGACCUGGAGAAUGUAGGUCUGCUCUUGGGUGGAAGGAUACAUGAGGAGUUGGGAAAAGACGUGCAGCCCGCCCUCGACGCGGCUCUCAGCAUGACUGGAAUUAAAGUGGAGAAAUCCAUUAAAGCAAUGCGAGACACUAAGGAUGCUCUAGAGAAUGUGAGUUUGACGUUGGAGACUUUGCAGGAAGGAACAGUCAAACUGCAGGCUAACCUCAGCCUGGUGCGCGGAAGCCUUAGCAACGCCCUUAAUGAUCCUGUCUGCACAGACGCACGCUCAUCUGAGAUUUGUCACAACAUACGUAGCACCCUUCCCAGACUAGAAAUUGCAGCCAACUACUCAUCGUUGCCUGAUGUGACCAACCAGUUAGACAAAGUGAAUGAAGUUCUAAAGACGGACCUCAGCCAGAUUGUGGAAAAGGGCUUUACAUCAUUCAAUGACACUCCCACCUUGGUAACAGAUCAAACCCGAAAUAUUGUGGAAGGGGUGAAGGUUCUGCUGGAUGACAUUGGAUCAAACAUCACCACUUUCAGCAAGCUCUUCCUGGUUCACAGCUCUCUGACCAACUUCACCAAAAUGAUCUCUCACACACACUCACAGAUUGAGGACAUCUACCCUCAGGUUGAUCAGAUGGAUUUCUACAGAUGGAUCUGUUGUAUUACCCUGUGCUGUAUGGUUGUGCUCAUCCUCGCCUUCAAUUUUCUGGGUUUGUUGUGUGGUAUUCUGGGAUUCGACAGGCAUGCAACUCCAACCACACGUGGUUGUGUCUCUAACACAGGAGGCAACCUGCUCAUGGCUGGUGUGGGCUUCAGCUUCCUGUUCUCCUGGGUGCUCAUGGGAGUGAUAACAGCUCUGUUUUUGGUGGGUGGGAAUCUAGAAAAGCUUGUGUGUGAACCCUUUCAAACCCGACAGCUGUUUAAGGUGUUAGAUACGCCCAACCUGGUCAACUCUGCUUGGAGAAACUUCAUACCAGGAUACCUGUACAAUGACCCUGAGAUGGACCUUACAGCAUAUUCUCUCUACAGUAAUUGUAAGGACAACAGAGGGAUUUACUCAGCUCUUCAUCUGGAUAAGAUCUUCAACAUCUCAGCCUUCUUUAACACUAGUGUUUACUCCAAGGAUGUGUCAAGGAAGUUUGAAGGGUUGAAGGUGGACCUGCGUGACAUCAUUCUUCUGGAGUCAGAAGGCAAACAGAAUCUCAUCAGUUUCACUGAAACUGGGAUUAAUGAGAUUGACUUUGCUGCCUAUUUGGAGGAGGUUAAUAAAGGAGUGACUCGCAUUCAUCUAGUUGAUUUCGCUAGUCAACUUGAUGCUCAAGCUGAUCAGUUGUCUAAAGGGACCUUGCAGACCUCAUUAAAGGGACACGCUAAUACUAUAAGGCAGAUCCACAUCCAGCAAGUCAUCCCACUGGAGCAGUCCAUGAAAUAUGUGAAAGCAAGGAGCACACUUAAUCAGAGCAUCAGAUUUCUGGAGAGGACGUCCUCAGACCUGCCUGUCAGAGUUAGUGACGUAUUAGCAGCCGUUGAUGCCACCCAGUUCCUAAUUUCACACAAUGCAACAUUUGUGGUCAAUCAGGAAACAGAGAAAUACAAGCAGACUAUUAUUGGCUAUUUCAAGCAGUAUAUUGACUGGAUCAGAACGUCUCUGGCCCUGGAGGUCGCUACCUGUAAACCACUCAGCAACAUUGUGGACACGGCCGAGAUCCUAGGCUGCAGUUUCCUGCUGGAUUCAAUGCAUCCCUACCUAUGACACUAUGACUCGAUUCCCACGGGCCUCUGCGCCCCCGCGCCAUGCCGACUGGUGACUCUGAGGAGGACAGUCUGUUUUGUAACUACAGAAAGGUACUGAGAGCUGCAAAUGAGAGCAAAUGGACUUGAUCUUUCUCUUUAUAACAAGCACUCCUCCUGUCCAAAUUAAUUACAUAGCUAUUUUAGUAUGCAUUUGUUUGAUUGCCUAACAUUUUCACUUCUGUAUCCUCUAUUGACAUGCACUUUAAAAUAUUUGUUUUGUUUUUUUCUGUCAUUACACCAACAGCAUGUUUAGUUUUUGCAUCCCAUCUUCAGAAGCAUUCCACCAGGAUAACUGCUGACAGCUCUGCAAAGCUUUGUGUGAAUUGUGUUUUUUAGGGUCCAUCACUAACCACUCGCUCGUAUCAUUGUGAUCCACCCAUGUUUGACUUCAUACAUUCCUGACAGCUCUGCAAACAGAUAGAUGUCAGCGCUCACUGUGUGUUUUAUUUCUUUCCCUUGGUCUAAAAUCUCAUCUCCCCUCUCAUGUCUCAUGUGCACCAGUUCAUUCGUAUCAGUCUUUGCCAUUUAUCAUUCAUUUUGAAACUGUGCAGCGUGUGUAAUUCUGCGAUAUUCGUUUCUUUUCU
Messenger RNA from Sinocyclocheilus grahami, 3342 nucleotides. Its product is annotated as prominin-1-A-like. Gene Ontology annotation, molecular function: cholesterol binding. Gene Ontology annotation, cellular component: cell surface; prominosome; cilium. The transcript has 25 exons. Bases 279 to 2717 code for a protein of 812 amino acids. NCBI's taxonomy places the organism in Eukaryota, Metazoa, Chordata, Actinopteri, Cypriniformes, Cyprinidae. The record is from RefSeq and is a predicted model, not a curated record.